Messenger RNA from Anastrepha obliqua, 2307 nucleotides. It is a transcript of the gene Rad23, whose product is annotated as UV excision repair protein RAD23 homolog A. Gene Ontology annotation, cellular component: cytosol; nucleoplasm. Lineage: Eukaryota; Metazoa; Arthropoda; Insecta; Diptera; Tephritidae. Bases 654 to 2177 code for a protein of 507 amino acids. Gene Ontology annotation, molecular function: ubiquitin binding; damaged DNA binding; proteasome binding. The record is from RefSeq and is a predicted model, not a curated record. The transcript is spliced from 7 exons. Gene Ontology annotation, biological process: nucleotide-excision repair; proteasome-mediated ubiquitin-dependent protein catabolic process.
GUCAAAAUAGAAAACUCAAAACUUUGAAGAAAUAUCAGUUUCCGUAACAUUGGCACACAUGGCUCAACUUGAUAGUAAAUUGUCACGUUGGAUUUUUACCAACAAUGUUAAAACCCGUAAUGAGCUCCAACAACAACUACAAGCAUACGCUUUUAAGAAGCGUAGUUCAGAUGGCGAUGCGAACACUACUUUUGAGCAGAAGAAGCCCAAGUUCCAGAAUCAGAUGAAGUGCAACUUUUGUGGAAAGGCCGGUCACAAAUACGCCGAUUGUCGAGCUAGACUGGAGCAGGGUAGGAACGGAAGCAGUACGUCUGGAGCAAAGGAGUGGCCUAGUGUGAAAUGCUUUAAGUGUGACGAAAUUUUACAUUUUGCAUCAGCUUGUCCAAAAAGUCGAUCAGUAUCGAGUCCCUUGGGUUUGAAAUUAAUCACGGAGAAAUGAGACCAAAUCCUCGUAAAAUUCAGGCAUUAAUGGAGUGACCGCCGCCGCAAUCUGUGACACAGUUAAGGUAUUCCAAUUGAAGGAGAAAAUCUGUGACGAGCGCGGAUCCGAUUAUGUUGUAGGAAAACAAAAGCUCAUAUAUGCUGGUGUAAUACUUGAUGACAAACGCACCAUAGCAUCAUACAACAUAGAUGAAAAGAAAUUUGUUGUGGUAAUGAUUAAACGCGAUAUUGGAAAUUAUGUACAAAAACCAGACGAGGGCGGUGCAUCCACAUCUACUCCAAUAUCAUUAAUCACUGAUAAUGAAACUAUAAAAGAAAACCCGAAGGAACGUAAUAUCUCUGUGAAAGAUGAAUCCAAGCAUAAAUCCGUAGGUAAUAGAAGCUCAGACCAGGAUAAAAAAUCUGUGGAGAAUGAAGGUAGGAACAUUAACAAGAAGGUUGCUGUUUUAGGCUCUACUGGAAACAAUGCAAGCAUUUUAGCGAAGGGAUCUGGUGCAUUUCUUUCUGGAACCACUGUUGGCUCUGGUGGUUCCGAAACUAGUCAUAGCUCUUUCUCGAGCGGUGAUCUUGCUGGUUUUCUCUCAAAUACAUCCCUGCAAUCACGAGCUGAAUCAAAUUUACUCAUGGGGGAAGAAUAUAAUCGCACAGUUGCAUCAAUGAUUGAAAUGGGCUAUUCUCGUACAAUGGUCUUAAGCGCUAUGGCAGCUAGUUACAAUAAUCCAGAGAGGGCAGUAGAAUACUUAAUUAGUGGAUUACCAGAGGUUCCAGACGGAUUCAAUGCAACCACAGCAGCUGUUGGGGAAGAUAAGCCAGACAAUAGUGCUGCGGGUGAUGGGGAAACACCUCGCACGAGUAGUGAUGGCGGUGAGGAUGUCGAACCGGCAAACCAUAUUUACAGCAUUGAUGACAACUUGAGUUCCCGUGACGGGGUAUACGGUCAACACUCUUCGGAAAGCCAUAAUGCAUCAUUAGGUAAUGUGUUGCGUCCUGCCCAUGAAGAUCCAUUUCGGUUUUUACGCAAUCAACCUCAGUUCUUACUGAUGCGCUCGUUAGUGUAUGAGAACCCCGAUUCAUUACAUUCACUGCUUCAGCAAAUUGGGCGGACUAAUCCUCCUCUGCUUCAACUGAUAUCGGAAAACCAAGAAGCUUUUUUAAGCAUGCUUAACCGAUCAAGGGAACGGCAAACUGGUACUAACCGCCAAUAUCCUCCUCCUGACAUGACAGAAAGGCGUGCACAGCUGGCAGCUGGUGGUGAUGGUUGGCAUAUACGACCUCUUGAUACAACUCAAGGAGCAGGUGGUGAUGCCCCUGCUCCACAACAACGCCCUGGAGAAAGUGGCGAUGCACGGUCGCAUACCUUAUCAAAUCACAUUCGACCACCUCGGUCAGAAACAGCAGCAGAACACCGUGCUGCUAUUGCUGAAGCCUUCAUGCGCGAAAGAGCUGCUGCUGCAGCUGCAGUAGCGGAAUUACUUGCUACUGCUUCGGCCGCGGUCGGACGUGAUCCGAAUGAAGACUGUGGCAGUGCUACAAAUACAGCAGCUACUAAUAAUGUGUCUGACUCAGGCAUUUCGGAGAAUGGUUCUGUUCGUCUAACACAGCAUGACAAAGAAGCGAUUGAGCGUCUUACAGCUCUUGGUUUCCCUGAAGGUCUGGUAUUGCAAGCGUAUUUUGCGUGCGAUAAAGAUGAGCAGUUGGCCGCUAAUUUUUUGAUAUCUUCAACAUUUGAUGAUUAAAAAAUUGAUUGAUCUUUAUAAACCGUAUCUACAUAAUUAAUGCGAUAUAAAUAAUUCAACUGCCAAUUAUAAUUCAUUGUAUUUUCUUACAUCAAAUUAAUGCGAUAAAUAUUUUAGUUACCAACUUAAA